Suillus bovinus is the source of this 1479-nucleotide messenger RNA. Its product is annotated as PAP2-domain-containing protein. The transcript has 12 exons. Gene Ontology annotation, biological process: phospholipid metabolic process. Gene Ontology annotation, molecular function: phosphatidate phosphatase activity. The coding region runs from base 345 to 1340 and encodes 331 amino acids. NCBI's taxonomy places the organism in Eukaryota, Fungi, Basidiomycota, Agaricomycetes, Boletales, Suillaceae. The record is from RefSeq and is a predicted model, not a curated record.
CUGCAUCAUAAUCUAGCGGAAGUCUUGUGAUAUGUCAUAUGCACUCUCUGUCAUGGAUGUCAUAUUGGCAGUCGAUGGCAGGCUGGAAUUUGGACAACUGCGCCGUGCUAUGGGAGUUUCAAGCGUUAGCGCCUUGCCAGCAGACUUCUGUGCGUCUACUGGUGUAGUGCUUCCGCAAUCGUAUGCUGUGACAGGUGAUCUCGGUCCGUGCAGGACUUUCCUCGCCAAGUUGGAGUAUGAUAUAGUAACACGAUUGUCUUACACCGUGACACGUUUAGUUCCACUUGCUCCCAUGCCACACUCCCUAGCUCAAUCCUCCACCAACUCUUUCACGACAACCAACGAUGGCCUCUUUCAGAUUCUGGGAGAACCCAAAUUAUUAUGAUAGGACCACCAAACGAACUGACAGCAAGAGGCGGAUGAAAAUAAUCAGGUCCUAUGCUCCCGAUUGGACCAUCACAAUUCUUUUAGCGAUCGUGUUCUUUGCCCUCGACGGCGUGCACGGCUUCCGACGAGAAUUUUCGGUGCAUGAUGAAACCAUACUUUUUCCGUUUGCAGUUCAUGAACGUGUUCCGGAUGUUGCCCUAUACUUUAUUGCAAUUGUGGCGCCGCUCGUCAUUCAAUUGGUAGUAAAUUUAUUCACCGUUCGGUCCUUCUGGGAUUACCACUGCAGCGCACUGGGGCUCGUCUUGGGGCUUGCUAUCACAGGUGCCAUAACUCAGUUUACGAAGAUCACUGUUGGCCGUCCCCGUCCAGAUCUGCUCGCACGAUGCAUGCCGAUUCCAGGUUCCUCGGACCCUACUUUUGGACUCUCGACAGAUGCAAUAUGCACAAACACCGACACAGCUAUCAUGAUCGAUGGUUGGAGGAGCUUCCCCAGUGGCCACUCCAGCUUAUCCCACGCCGGACUUGGCUUCCUAUCGUACUACUUGGCCGGAAAGAUGCACCUGUUUGAUACCAGGGGCCACGCUCACAAAGCUUGGAUUUCUGUCACUCCUAUCUUUGGAGCUAUCCUGGUGGCGAUUUCCCGCACCAUGGACUACCGGCACCACUGGCAAGACGUCGUAGCGGGAUCCAUACUCGGACUGGUUGUUUCAUAUUUUGCGUAUCGCCAAUACUUUCCUUCGCUGUCAUCACCGAUGUCUCAUAAGCCGCAUCCUCCAAGAGUACGACGCGAAGAGGAGCUGCCUACUGCCAACCCCGCAAUUGACCACCACAGUCUGUCCUAUACAGAUGGUAUGGACGUAGAAGAAGUGGAGUUGGUUGGUGGUGGUGUGCGCAAGCCUGAUCCAGCUCUCGCUGGGAGAGAAGAGGCCGACAAUGGCACACCCCACCUUUAAGUGUUUUCAAACUUCAUUGGACAUUUGAUCGAGUUCUUUUUCGUCAUCCUUUUCUGAACAAUUUCUGUAGCCGUACAUAAUCACGUAUUGCAUGUAGUAUGACAUGGGCAAAGAAUUCAAGUUACUGCACCGAUGACUG